ACCGCAGUUCGGUUUCCGCGUAAACAAAGUAGACCCAGAGACAGAUGAGUAGGCCCCAGUUAGAUUAAUUAGCCCUGGCAGUUUUUUUUUUCAAUGCCUUGGCAGCAGAGGUAAAAUUAACUCAGAGAUAUAAGGUUAAUCAAUACAUUUUCAAAUUCAAACAGCUGGCAAAUGACAAAUGGCGUAAACCAGUGCGUAAACAAUGCAAAUAAUAGGCAUAUUGAUCAUUAAAUUUCCUAUUUUAAACCAUGUUAAAUAGACAAUAAAUUAUUUAAUGCCUUAAGAGACAAAGCAAGUUACGAAGUGCAAAGUUACGGGAAAACUGGAGAUCAGGAUUCUACGUAAAGAGAUGUUUAAAAACUGCUUUUGGGGUAUUAAUAAAGAAAUUUUAAAUACAGAGUGUGGACAGGUCUAACUUUUUGUUCUUCUAGUAAGGUUCUGUGUCUUCAAGAGCAAUUAAGUAAAGAACUGUAAACCGGAGUGUAAAACGUAAUAUGCAAUUAUAUUUUCAAUUUUAGUAAACUAAAUUAUUACAUUUUUAUCAUCACACUUUAGGAAUGCUUAGUGACAGUGCUUCAAUAAAAAAGUUUUUUUAUAUAAAUACCAAAUCUCUAGUCUUGGAGGGUCUUAGGAGCACAAAAUGGAUGAACAAGAAAGCAUUACCCAAAGAACAGUAUCAGCCAGCUUAUGUAGAGCAUAUAGCAAAUAUUAUAACUCAUGCAAUUUGGAUAUUCCCUAGCAUCUUGGGGGCUGCUGAACUUUAUCAGAGAUCUCAAAAUAAUGCUCAAGUGGCGUCAGCUUUUGUUUAUGGUUUAACUUUAAUAUCCUUGUUCUUUAUUUCAACAUCCUUUCAUUCGGUAUUUUAUUGUAAUAGUUACAGAUACUUAAAAGAUGUGCUACAUCGUUGCGAUAGAGCUAUGAUUUAUAUUUUUAUAGCUGGUUCAUAUUUCCCCUGGUUAACCAUUGAACAACUUCCAUUGGAGGGUUGGUCUUUACAUAUGAGAUGGGUGGUUUGGCUUAUGGCUUUAUUAGGUAUCGCAUAUCAACAAAUCUUCCAUGAAAAGUACAAAAAACUUGAAGUUCUAUUUUAUUUAAUUAUGGGUGUUUGCCCAGUACUUCCUAUAAUUUCUGAGCAUUAUUUUUUGGGUAUGAUGGAGCUAACAAUUGGUGGAAUUCUCUAUGUAACAGGGGUAAUAUUUUUUAAAUGCGAUGGUGUCAUUCCAUUUGCUCAUGCUAUUUGGCAUCUAUUUGUAGCUACUGCGGCAUAUUUUCAUUAUUAUGCCAUUUUAAAUUAUCUGUAUCCAAUUGUAAAUGUAGGACAUGAGUCUCAUUCUUAGACAUUAUUCUUCUAACUCAUCUGUGAUUUGUCUUUGAAUUGUUAUUCUAGCUUUAAAUAUAUUCUUAUUUCAAAUUGUUUAUUACAAUCUCUUUAAAGCAGAUUAAGAGAUUUUUCUAGUUUUAAGUUAAUUAAAAUACUCAAAUAGGCUGAAGUAUGCUCGAAAUAAUUGAUCUGUUUUAUUUUUUUUAGAUAUUCAUUUUUAAGAUUAAUUUUACAAACAGUGCCAAUAAUAUAAAAUAUACCUAUUAUGUUCAACCUAUUUUUUUUUAUGUGUUGAAAUAUUAUAGGGAAAAUUGAUAUUAUAAUGUUGUGAUUUUUAUUAUUUAUACCUUUUAAAUAUAUGAAGUAUUUUACAUAUACAGGGUGCUACAAAUUCGAGGUACGAGCAUUGGUAUCUCGGUAACCGUAAUAGAUACGAAG
Molecule: messenger RNA, 1759 nt
Organism: Sitophilus oryzae (rice weevil)
Lineage: Eukaryota; Metazoa; Arthropoda; Insecta; Coleoptera; Curculionidae
Product: monocyte to macrophage differentiation factor
Exons: 4
Coding region: 558-1337 (259 amino acids)
Cellular component (GO): membrane
Molecular function (GO): pore-forming activity
Source: RefSeq, a predicted model, not a curated record